UCAAAAAUACAUUCGAAUUUUAUUAUAAAUAUCUGUUUUUUUUCGACGAAAUAAAACGAAGUAUUUUUUUCUAUAAAAUGAACGUUACAUCGAUAGCCUACUGUCAGUGUCAAACAGCUGAGUGGAAGAUUUCGAAUUUCGAGGUUAUGGCAUGUUGUGUUGGUGUUGUAUUCAAAGAUUCUUCCAAAACCUUUUCUUUAAUCAAUAUUGAAUUAAAAUCAAUUAUUCAAUGCAAUAUGGAAACCAUCACAUCUGCAGCUUUACAGAAAAAGAAAAUUAAUAAAGGGAAACUCAAGAAAACCAUCAAAAAUGUCCUUUGUAGACCUGACCCAGUGUUUUGGCCAAGUAUAACAGAUGAUGAAAAGCAAGAGGUAGAAGCAGUGUUAAAUAAACAUAAAGUAGACAUACCUGUUUACAAAAAACCUCUGUGGAAAGAUUUGGAGUCGAUACCUAAAGAGAAGCGGCCAAAGCCACCUAAACUUGAAAAAGUUGAUGGUCUAAUAUUCGGUAUAUCGGAGUGUCGAGAUAUAAUUCAAGGUGGCCGAUGUUCAGCUGUUAUGAUAGAGGCUGCUGUGAAUCCUCGUACCAUCAUUCAACCCGUACUAGAAGCUUGCACAAAUAUCCGAACACCAGUUAUUUGUGUUGAAAACCUAAGAAAAAUUACCACAAGCAAUUUUGGUAUACCUACUAGCUGUUUAGGUGUUAAGAAGGAUUAUUUAUCAGAUAUCAGUCAAUUGGUCUUUAAAUUGGGCAAUGGCAAGCUUCCAAAAGAGCAGCCAGUGAAAGAUAAAAUUGAUGUUGAAAUUACUAAUGUUGAAAGGAAUAACACUCCUAUGGAUACAAACGAGACUGCAGAGUUUCAAUAUUUGUACAGAACUAAUAAGAAGAGAAGAAUAUUUGUUCCAUCAGAGGAUGGAAGUGAUGGAAUAGCCUCAAGAGAACCUAAGAAGUUUAUUGGCCAAGACUUCAUAGAAUUUUCGGAUAAGUCUGAAAAACAAAACAGCAAAGCAUUUAUGACGAUGAUUGUCAAAAGGAUAUCAAACAAUCCUAACAGGGUUAAGGCGAAAUCAUGAGUUCUAAAUAAAAUAGAUAAUAAAUGAGAAAAAGAUUUUAUUUAUAAGAUAAUAACACUAUAAUGUCAAAAAAGACAUGUAUUAUGAUAAGCAUUCCUCAUGGAAUGUGGUGUAGUAAUUAUCAAAAAUUAUUGCAUAGGGAAAUUCUUGAAUACAUUGUCUAAUAGAGUUUCCCUUUGCAGUACAUUUCUGAGCAGUGGAACAAAAUUUUACCAAUUCUACUUAUAUUUGGUAGAAACAAUUCAAAUUGCAAUAUUGGUAAAACUUAGUACACUUUUAUACUAGAAUAGUCAUGAUGUAUUCUAUAAACUCUGAUGUAUGUACAUAUAACAAGUUGUUCUAUAGAGUACACCAUGUAA
Molecule: messenger RNA, 1432 nt
Organism: Pectinophora gossypiella (pink bollworm)
Lineage: Eukaryota; Metazoa; Arthropoda; Insecta; Lepidoptera; Gelechiidae
Exons: 3
Coding region: 78-1073 (331 amino acids)
Source: RefSeq, a predicted model, not a curated record